GCAAGAGGUGCAUCUCGCACGCACCACGCGCAGUUGCGUUGCUCCGGACGAGGCAAUGAGCUUCUCUCUUUUGGGCGGAGUGUACGAUUCUGAGAGUGAGGAUGAUGAGAAUGGCCGACGUCGUUCUGGAGAGAAUGGGGCAAGCUCGUCUGGGGAUGACAGUUCAGUAGAGGAUGGCGAUGGUGAAGAUGUGUCGCAAGGUCAGCAGCAAUGUGCACAACUACCAGGAGAGGGUGAUCCGUGGGGCAGCCAAGCAGCUUCUGCACAAGAGCGCGAAAGGGGGUUACCCUCGCCGCUGGAUAUGUUUACAGAAGUGAAAGGGCCUCCCUCGUUUCUCGACCCACCUGCGACCCGUCCAAUACCUGGCUUGCCGGCAGGUCGAGAAGAAGUACCGGAUUACGGAGCGGUUGAGAAAGGGGAACGGACCCCACUUGGGUCAAGUGACCCUCCGGUUUUGGAGGGUAGGGAGAAGAAACAGCUGCCUGUGGGAGCUGUCAUUGUAGCACAGGCGCAGACAGUGGUGUCAGCCAGAGACUGGCCAAAGGUUGACGACGAAGGUGGUGGCCAUGGCGAGGGCGUCACGACGGUGGAGAGCGUACAGCCAGUCAAGAACGGUGAAGCACAGCAGGGCAGGGUGUACGGCGUGCUGAUGCCUACAAAGGAUGGUGCCUCACAGCUCCUCAGGAUUUGCGAUCGCUGUGGCAUUCCCAAGACGUUUUCAAACUCCUUUGGAGGGCUGGUUUGCCCUCAGUGCAAAGGCCGUGCUCUCACUGCAGCAGCAGUGGGGGGAGGAGGAGGAGGAGGAGCAGCAGCAGGAAGCAAGGGGGCGGAAGAGGCUGAUGCAAAAGAGGGAGACGGAAAAAGGAAGUUCACUGUCAAAGACCGCGAGAAGAGCAAGAGAAUGCGCGGCCAGUCGUCUCAUGCAUCAUGGAAAUCACAGCAUCCAGAGCAAGAGUGUCAGGCACAACCAGCUUUGACACAGAGGAUUGUCAAUCACUCCAAAGAGGUGUCUAACGAAGAAUUCAUGAUGGAUGGCUUGAAGACGCCCGAUCCGCCAUCAAGAAAGAGAUUUGGAGCAGUUGGUGAGAGUAAGAAAACUGGAACACAGGAAUGGAGGUGGUCUCCGGGUACACCAUCAAUUGGCGGUGCUUGCUCGCCGUCGAUAUCAUCAGUAGGGGUGUCAGAAGCAAUGACACCGAGAGUUGCAACGCCAUCAAAAGCAAUGACACCGAGAGUUGCAACGCCAUCGAAAGCAAUGACACCAAGAGUUGCAACGCCAUCAAACGCAAUGACACCGAGAGUCGUAACACCGUCCGGGUUGUCGGAGAGGAAGAGGAGGAGUGGGUGGUGUAGUAUUGGCUCCGGUGCAGGGAGAGACGAGGGCAGUCCUAUCUGCUUGUCGGCAAGGAAAAAAGGGAGGAAGGAGGGAGGGGCGAGUGUGGAGUACCACAGCCAGGACAAGACACAGACACGGUCGUUUCCAAUCCCCCGGAACGAAUCCAAAAUGAUGCUGCCUCCCCAUUCUCAGAUUGACACUCCUUACCAGAAGAGCGUCGAAGGAGAGGAUCCGUUCGUGAAGAAUAUAGGAGGAGGUGAACUUCUGCAGCAACCAGUGACACCGCUGAUGGAAACAUCAUCGUCAAGGUCGCUGCGUAGACGUCCUGUGCUGAAGUCUAGCUUGGUUGGGCUCACAAUAGCCAGCCCGCGUUCAGCCAUCGACUCUGCGCAAACGGCUGUGGGCUCUUUCUGGGGCCUUACGAGUGGCACAGCAUCCAAGAAGGAGAUAAAGGAGAUAGAGGUGAAGGCAGAUGCUCUGGAGGAAAAAGAACUAGACUGUGAUGCUACCGAUGAUGAUGAUGACGAUGACGAUUGUUUACUCGUGUCGAUGGAUGGCGAUAUCAAAGAGGAAAAAGGGCUUACCAACGACUCUAAGCGGACAUCGCUUGUUUGUGAAGAUGUGGUUGACCUGAGAGACAGCAGUGAUGAAUCGGAUGAUGACAUGGAGGAGGCAGUGGAGGUGGUGAAUGAUGAAGAAAAAGAUGUCGUGAAGAAGAUGGAAAGCUCUGCUCCAGGGUUUGUUUCCGAGGGUGCCGAGGGAGGAGUGAGUGACAGAGUUCUCAAAGGAAAAGGAGGGGAUAUGGUUUCUGCUGCCGGCAAGGUUGAAAGGGGGGAGGCGUUACGGUCUCCAAGGCCUUCCUGGAAAAAGGGUGUUGGACGGCAUAAAGGAGGCAAAGGGAGUCUGAUAGAUAAUCAUUUCCCGCCCUCCAUGCCAACGCAGAGGAGGAAGAUCAACUCGGCUGCUGUUCCAUCUGUUCGUCAAGGGAUGAUUACAAGAAGAACAAACGCGAUGAAGGUGAUGAGCAAGAAAGCUACUUCAAAUAACCUUCUGAAUUAUUACCGCCUAUCAAAGGGAGGGAUUUCUUCGGCUGCUCGUGGAAAACGCUCCGAUGUAACCAAGGAGAGCAACGCCCUGCACAAGUAUGCAGCCUCUGUAGCGUAUGGAUCGUCAACAAAGGUGAAGGAUGGCACUUCGACAUCACCGCCAACCCAAUCAGAAAAGCGCAAUAGGGUGCCUUGUGAUGCAACUGAGGACAGCAACACUCUGCACAGCCAUGCAGCCCCCAUCGUUUAUGAAUCGACAACAAAGGUGAAGGAAGGCACUUUGGAGUCACGGCCUACCGCAUCAGAAAAGCACGACAGGGUGGCUUGCUCCCCUACUCAACUCCCUGCUGUCGCAUUCAGUGGGUGCGAAGACGGUUCACAAGUGCAGGUGCAGACAAAGGGAAACGAGCGUUUGCCGUUUUUGCACGAAGGCAACGGCACCGUCGUUCCUUCAUUGUCACAGGUUGCUGCGUUGCAGGACCUUGAAUCCCUGUGCGAACGUCCUGCGAGGAUAGAAGAGAGAGGUGAAGAUGGAGCGAGCAGAAGGCAUGUUGUCGGCUACAUGGCGAAGACUGUUGAUGCAGGCAAUCGCCAACCCAUUGCCGCGAGAGCAAGAGAAGGGAGUGGUUGUCAAAGUGCGCUUCGGAUUCCACCCUCUCCGCUCCAGCGCGCCGUUGGUGGAAAGGCGAUUCCACUCACGAGUGUCCUGAGGAGUAGCGACCGCCCAGCGAAAUCGGAGACGGUCAGCGGCACCCCUGGACGACGUAGAGUCACCUUUGAUCUUCGGCAUCAAGACGACUCUGAAGCGUACGGCAUCGAUCGGGUCGUCAUUGGAUCGCCGAUGACGACGACAACUAGUUCUUGCGAAGUUGACGGGACAUGCGACACCUUUGACUGCCUCUGGACGAAAGAACCCAAACGUAUCGUCGAGUUUCUGUGGCAGAACGACCCUGUGUACAGAGGCAUGCUCUGUAUGGGCUGUGAGCAUCAAUACACAGACGAGUUCCGCGAACGUUACCUGCGCGCUCUUGCUGCUGAAUCUUCCUGAUCUGAUGGUGUUGCGAGGAGCCGUCUGUUGUUUUCUUGAUGCCUUUGACACCCUCUGGAUGGACGUAUGGUCGAGUUUUUUUUUGUGGCAGAACGACGCUGUAUACAGAGGCAUGCUCUACAUGGCUUGUGACCAGCAAUACACAGACGGACUAGCUACGGGGGGAAUUUUGCCUGCUAUCACUCGCUGCCGAACCUUCCCUGCUCGACGAGGUUGCAAGCGGCGGCUGUCUGCUGUGUUCUUCACUUUUUUCUGUGGUGCUUUCAGAUCAAUGCAUCGUGAAGCGGAGCCCCAGAGGAAUGCCGUCCUUUUCUUCUGCGACGCAAUCUUGUUCACCUGCCGAGCCAUUCUCUUGGGUCCAACCGGUGUUUCUUAUUAGACUCAGGGAGUAGUCGGAGGUGUGAUGGGGUGAGUCAAGGCACCUGCUUGUCUACCGUGGAAAGGUGUUCAGCAUGUCAAAAGGCCCCUUCACAUUCCUACUGCGGUAACUGGAAGCCACGACUUUCCUAUUUCGGAAUGCAAGGCUCGUGGUGGUCCCCGCCGAUAUAAGUCAAAUGCUGCCUACUAGCCUGGUUUAUAAAUGCCCAAAGGACCUUUAUUUUCCUACUAUGGAAAGUCGGAACAGCGGACGUUGCCUAUAUCUGCAAGUAAAAACGCCCCUACCUUCUUCCUCUGAGAAAGCCCUACUUUUGCCAAGGAAUCCGGGAAGGCAAGAGAGGGCCCUGCAUGCAUUCCUACAGUUAGCUGACUCGAAGCCCUUACCUGCCUGCCUAUUUUGGAAUCGACGUUUGUUUGUGGUCGUCUACACUGGCGAGUCCAGUGCUACCUACUUCCCUUUUUUUCUCCGUGAAGUGCGAAAGGCCUCAACUUUGCCACUCUGGGAAGUCCGAAUGUUGAACGCGCCUACACGAGGAAGUUAAGGUCCCUCCUUUCGUGCUCUGUGAAGUCAAAGCCGUACUUUUGGGGAGGAAUGGACGUUUGUUUGUGGGUGUCUACACUGCUUCCGGGGUGGGCAGCGGGAGCAAAAUGGCUGGCGGCACCAACCAAAAUGAGGCGUGCACAGGUUCAUGCUUCUUUGGUGGACAGGGAGGGCGUUUGAAGCCGUGGGCAAAAGUGGCCUGGAAGUAGCGUCAUCGGUUUAGUAGAUUUUACAAAGAUCGGUGUCCUGUUGUGGUGAGUCUGCUUAUGCAGGAUCGUCAUCUGGAGAACCGCAGCUUCAGCUGUUGAUUGGAUUGGGGGACAGGAAACACGCCGAAACGGGGCAGCAGUCGGACGCUUCGCUUCUUCCGGCAGAUUGGUUCCCCUCACCCCCCGGGCUUGCUCAACUCUCGCGUUCUCUUCGCACUGCGGCUCUGUUCGUCGUUUUGUUCUACCCUUCAUGUGCAAUCUUGUCUUGGUGUGAAGCUCGCUCUGCAAUGAGAGCACUCUGGUAACCAUGCUUUUUCCACUGAGUUGUGAACUGUGUGGACGCCUUUGCUGUAAUCAGGGCCAGAUACGUCUAGAGAGUUCUAGUUUGGUGAGUAUGCAGUCAGUGGGCUUUCCCUUGUUUUUUUUCCUCAUAUGGUUGGUUAUAUAUACAUCAGGGGCUCCAUAGUCAUUGCUGGAGAAAAAUGUCCUUUUUUUUUUUUUUUUUUUUUUUUUUUGAAUCCUUGAAUGUCAACGAAGAGAGUAGGCCGAGGAAACAGUAGGUCAUUUGUUGGAAUGAAUCUUUUGUUUUCAAAACAUAAUAUAUAUAUAUUAAUAAUAGAAAAGAACCUGGUCGUUCCAAAAUAAGGGGGCUACCCAUGACAGAAAAAAGGCGGCGGUAAAUAUUGGGAAAAGAAAAAAAAAGACGAUCCAUCAUCUGAUAUAUGGGGGCUUCUUCAAUCUCGACGGACACUAGGGCUCUCUGCCGUGGUGGGAUGUAGUGACAGGUUCUGAUGAUGUGGCCAUUUGGGGAACGGCAUUGGGCCUUGCUCCACUACUCGAAACACUACAUGCAUUCGGACGGUUUGUGGACUAUGUGCAUUCACCCGAGUCCAGCAUUUUGAAUGUGUAGGUCCACUUAUGAGCUCCAGAUAAAUAUAGAGUGUUGCGUAGUCGAGCGGGGGCCCAUUGUAUGAACGUGUAAAUUUGUUGGUGGUAAAUGGCAGAGUUUGUAGGAUAUUCUGCAUGCAUUUGGACGGUUUCUGGACCAGGUUCACAGAUUGGCAGACCUUUCGGCCCAUAGGAUUUAGGACCUGGCUCUAACAGUCG
Molecule: messenger RNA, 5665 nt
Organism: Chara braunii
Lineage: Eukaryota; Viridiplantae; Streptophyta; Charophyceae; Charales; Characeae
Source: the annotation of a GenBank genome assembly